This is a messenger RNA of Gongylonema pulchrum, 606 nucleotides long. NCBI's taxonomy places the organism in Eukaryota, Metazoa, Nematoda, Chromadorea, Rhabditida, Gongylonematidae. The record is from the annotation of a GenBank genome assembly.
AUGCCUGUUCACAUUUCUGUGCCUAAUUAUGCUGGUAUAAUUAAAUUAACUAUUUUUUUUCUUGCAGAUUUAUGCUCUUACCACUAUGAGGAACGGAAAAGGAAGCUUGCCGAAGAAGAGAAAGCCCGGGAAACUGCUCAGCAACAGUACUGGCCAGAGCAGGCGCGGCCGAUAAGCUAUACACAGCAAGAGAAUCCCCUGCCGCAACUGCAGCAAUCUUACGUGCAAACGGGUCACGAAGAAAUGUACAUGUAUUAUCAGCCACGGGACAUCAUAAUCAACGAUGCAAAUCCGGUGAUGGGAGGCGCCUUCUACGGAAACGAAACUAUGCCGGGUCCCAUGGCGAACGAUUCGGACCCGUAUUUAUCAUCGGUCCCGAGUGAUUUAGAACUAGGAUUCGAUGGACGCGAACUGAACGACCUGAUGGCCAAUUUUGGAGCCCCCGACGCUGAAAACACCGACCUCUUGAGAGACAAUAGUUUCUCAGAUGGUCUAAAAGAUGACGAUCUGUCGGUGGUAACGUAUGGUGGUGCUGCAAAUGACCAUGAAUGGGUCGAUGUACAGGCGUACCUCGAUUCCGAGGGUUUCAGUACAACCUCAUCUUGA